AUGAACCAGGGCAUGAGAGGGGGAUAUGAGACUUUCUAUUCUGAAUAUCCUGAAUGCUGUGUGGAUGUAAAGCCCAUUUCACAAGAGAAAAUGGAAACCGAGAGAGCCCUCAUCAGCCAGUGCGGGAAGCCAGCGCUGAGCACCAGCUACAGGCCGGCCUAUGACCAGGGCAGCCCGGUUGAAAUCCUGCCGUUCCUCUACCUUGGAAGUGCCUACCAUGCGUCCAAGUGCGAGUUCCUCGCCAACCUGCACAUCACGGCCCUGCUGAACGUGUCGCGGCGGGCCUCCGAGGCCUGCGAGCCCUGGCUGCACUACAAGUGGAUCCCCGUGGAAGACAGCCACACGGCAGACAUCAGCUCCCACUUCCAAGAGGCCAUAGACUUCAUAGACUGUGUCAGGGAAAAGGGAGGCAAGGUCCUGGUCCACUGUGAGGCCGGCAUCUCCCGCUCGCCCACCAUCUGCAUGGCUUACCUCAUGAAGACCAAGCAGUUCCGCCUGAAGGAGGCCUUCGACUACAUCAAGCAGAGGAGGAGUUUGGUCUCGCCCAAUUUUGGCUUCAUGGGCCAGCUCCUGCAGUAUGAAUCCGAGAUCCUGCCUUCCACACCCACCCCCCAGGCUCCCUCCUGCCAAGGGGAGGCAGCUGGCUCUUCCUUUAUAGCCCAUUUGCAGACACUGAACCCUGACUUGGAGGGUUCCUAUUGUACCUUCCCUACCUCAGCGCUGGCGCCAAUGCCCACCCACUCGGCAGUCUCCGAGCUCGGCAGGAGCCCCAUGGCCACAGCCACGUCCUGCUAAAACGGGUGGGGAGCCAGCCCAGCCCUACGAACAACUGUGAUUUUGUUUUUUAAACUCGCGGACAUUUCAUACCUGUGCAAUACCGAAGACCUCACUCUGCGCUGGAUGGAUAGUGAGGGUCUCCAGACUUACAGACGAACUUCAGACUGAACUCGGGGAUGGGUCUUCGGGGCCGAAGGGAGGCCAAGCCAUCAUGAGAGCACAGUGUGUGCUGCCCACUGUACCUGCAGUCCUCCUGCCCUCGGGACUGCCCAGUCCUUGCACCUCAAAGUUUGCCUUUUCAUUUCAAGCGUAAGGCAAUAAAUACCUGCAGCAGCGGGGGAGAAAGCAGUUGCUAGACCAGGAGAAAAGGCCGUUUUGAAGCCAAUUCAUUUUGAAGGAAGCACAAUUUCUACUGUAUUUUUGUAACUGGCAAUCUCAGCAUCUGCCUCUAGUGAUUCAGGGCCUAGGCUUGAGCACCAUUUCAUCAGGAAAGUAACCCCACAGGGUCUGUAGGGACACAGUGUAGAUGCUGAUUUGAACCUCGAGAGCUCCCUUGGGUCCAGUGGAGGUGGUUGGUAGAAGUCGCAAGACACUGGUUCCUCUGGGUUUUCUUUUCACUGUGGGCUCUUCCCUGACCUUGAACUUUGGCAUGAUUCUUCCUCAUACUUGAACCUUUCUCCUUGCACCAUUCCUCGAGGCAACUCAAUGCCAGUUGAAAAGAGUCAGUCAAACCAUAGGCCAAAGCCACCCCUGUGCGGUGGUGGCAGUGGGUGCCAGGAGCAAGAGGGUGCCUGCUGCCUAGGUCAGUGGCAUCCAAGGUCAUUCCCCAGCUUGCUGUCCUUCCAUGUGCUUGUCUGUCUCCUGUGACAUUUGUUUUUUUCCCUGCCCCUGGGGGUUGUCUCCAAGCUGUUGACUUCUGGAAUUUUCAGAUUUCAUGAUGUGGUACUACUGCGUUUUUGUCUGUAGGUUCUCUCUCCAGGGGAAAAGGCAAUAAUUUCCUAAAAUCCAUAUGAAUGUGAAGAAAAGCAGUAUGUUACUGGUGUUUUGUUUUGUUUUGUUUUGUUUUGUUUUUUAUAGUGUGAAAUAAAAAUU
Molecule: messenger RNA, 1869 nt
Organism: Condylura cristata (star-nosed mole)
Lineage: Eukaryota; Metazoa; Chordata; Mammalia; Eulipotyphla; Talpidae
Gene: DUSP5
Product: dual specificity phosphatase 5
Exons: 4
Coding region: 1-795 (264 amino acids)
Biological process (GO): endoderm formation; negative regulation of MAPK cascade; protein dephosphorylation
Cellular component (GO): nucleus; cytoplasm
Molecular function (GO): protein tyrosine/threonine phosphatase activity; MAP kinase tyrosine/serine/threonine phosphatase activity
Source: RefSeq, a predicted model, not a curated record